Apodemus sylvaticus (European woodmouse) is the source of this 988-nucleotide messenger RNA. Its product is annotated as vomeronasal type-1 receptor 45-like. Gene Ontology annotation, biological process: G protein-coupled receptor signaling pathway. Gene Ontology annotation, molecular function: pheromone receptor activity. Bases 71 to 988 code for a protein of 305 amino acids. Gene Ontology annotation, cellular component: membrane. The transcript has a single exon. The record is from RefSeq and is a predicted model, not a curated record. NCBI's taxonomy places the organism in Eukaryota, Metazoa, Chordata, Mammalia, Rodentia, Muridae.
AGGGGAGCAGAGUUACCAUAGAGUGGUGAGUGAGGUUCUGUUCUUUUCUCCUCAGCCACUGUUCUCACAUAUGAUGAAUAAGAACAGUAUACUCCACACAAAUUCGAAAAUAAGAAACACCUUUUUCUUUGGAAUUGGCAUUGGAAUCUCGGGCAACAGCUUUCUUCUCCUCUUCCACGUCCUCAAGUUAAUUCGAGGGCACAGGUCCAGACUCACUGACCUGCCCAUUGGUCUCUUGUCCCUAAUCCACCUACUGAUGCUACUUGUUGUAGGAUUCAUAGCCACAGACAUUUUUAUUUCUUGGAGAGGAUGGGAUGACAUCAUAUGUAAAUUUCUUGUCUACCUGUAUAGAGUUUUUAGAGGUCUCUCCCUUUGUAUCACCAGCCUGUUGAGUGUCCUCCAGGCCAUCAUCCUCAGUCCCAGAAGCUCCUGCUUAGCAAAGUUCAAGAACAAAUCUCCCUGUCAGAUCUCAUGUGCCAUUAUCUUCCUGGGUGUCCUCUAUAUGUUAAUUAGCAGUCACCUCUUGUUAUCCAUCAUUGCCAGCCCAAAUUUGACCACAAAUAACUUUAUUUAUGUUACUCAAUCCUGCUCUAUUCUACCCUUGAGUUACCUCAUGCAGAGCAUGUUUUCUACACUGCUGGCCAUCAGGGAAAUUUUUCUUAUUAGUCUCAUGGUCCUCUCGACUUGGUACAUGGUGACUCUCUUGUACAGGCACAGGAAACAGGCCCAGCAUCUUCAAGAUACCAGCCUUUCCCCAAAAACAUCCCCAGAGCAAAGGGCCACCCAGACCAUCCUAAUGCUCAUGUGUUUCUUUGUGCUGAUGUGCAUAUUCGACAGCAUUGUCUCCUGCUCAAGAACUAUGUUCCUGAAUGAUCCAACAUCUUACUCUAUCCAAAUCUUUGUGAUGCACAUCUAUUCCAUAGUCAGCCCUUUUGUCUUUAUGAGCACUGAAAGACAAAUAGUGAAUUUUUUGAAGUCCAAAUAUUAG